Molecule: messenger RNA, 873 nt
Organism: Rotaria sp. Silwood1
Lineage: Eukaryota; Metazoa; Rotifera; Eurotatoria; Philodinida; Philodinidae
Source: the annotation of a GenBank genome assembly
AUGUCCAGCUACGGUCGAGAUUCCGGUGGUGGCAGCGAUGAACAUGGUGGUGGUUAUUCAAAUGAUGAUUAUUCAGGACGAGGUGGUAAUGAUCGAAAUAAUUCUGAUAGCAAUAGCGAACAAAAACGAAAUUAUUCCGAUCAUAAUUCACGUGGUGGAGGAGGUGGAGGUUAUGGAAGCGGAGGCGGUGGUUACAAUCGUGGACGAAAUGAUAACGAUGACAGUGGAAGUAGUGGCCACAAUCGUCGAAAUGAUUAUCACAGUAAUAAUAAUGAUAGUUAUGGCGGUGGUGGUGGAUAUAAUCGCGGUCGAAAUAAUUACCAGACUAAUAGUAGUGGCAGUGGUGGUGGUGAUGAUUCUCGUAUGGAAACACAACGUGAUACAAUUUUUAUUCAAAAUUUACCACGAAAUGUCACUGCGUCAGAACUUAAAGAUGUUUUUAGUCAAAUUGGAAUGAUUAAAAUUGAUAAAAAGACAGGUGCACCAAAAAUUUGGAUUUACAAAGAUAAAGCAACCGGCGAAGGUAAAGGUGAAGCAACGAUUACUUAUGACGAUGAAGAAGCAGCACAAGCUGCUAUCAAUUGGUAUCAUGGAAAGGAAGUUCUCUCUAAUAUCGUCCAAAUCUCUUUGGCUACUCGACGUGCUUCAGCAUUUGGUGGCCGUGGUGGUUCACGAGGUCGUGGUGGAUUCCGUGGUCGAGGAGGUGGCGGCGGCGGCGGCGGUGGUGGUAGUGAUCAUGGUGGCUACCGUGGUCGCGGUGGAGAUCGUGGCAGUGAUUAUCGAAGUGGUGGUGGUAGUGGGGGUGAAUAUCGAGGUAGUGGUCGUGGCGCAAGUCAUGGUUCGAGUAGAGACAAUCGUUCUAAUCCAUAUUAA